This is a messenger RNA of Caenorhabditis briggsae, 1125 nucleotides long. NCBI's taxonomy places the organism in Eukaryota, Metazoa, Nematoda, Chromadorea, Rhabditida, Rhabditidae. The coding region runs from base 1 to 1125 and encodes 374 amino acids. The transcript has 8 exons. The record is from RefSeq and is a predicted model, not a curated record.
AUGGAGCUCGCAAAAGUGAACUGUGGCUGGAAGGGCUGCUCGAAUGCGUUCGCUUCGAUUGAAGGGAUGAAUGUGCACGUCCAGGCGGACCAUAUGGUCUAUCGUGUGCUCGUUCAGACUGAAUAUCAGGGAAAUUCCCAUGUUCAACAGCCAUACGAUCAACAACAACAGGCGGCUAGAGCGGCUGCUGUUCCGCAAAUAAUGCAUGUCAAAGAAGAAGCACGUGCACAGGAGACAACUCCACCACAAAGUCCAUUGGAGCUUCAAGGAGGUGCUCCACCAGCACCAGCAGCACCAGCAGCUCCACAACCGAUUGCUCAUCCUUCGAUUCCACCGUACUCUCCAAUGACAACUCAUCCAGCACAGACGCCGUCUCUCGUCUUGGCUCCACAACUCCUCCGUACCCAGAAGCUCCGGGUGCUACUCCUCUUGCCACCAGCAGCGUCAUCUGGGGCAUUGAUUCUGAAUACACCACCACCGGCUGACGUCACGCUUGCUGCGUCUGGAGACUUCUCGAGAGGAGGAGCCACGUCGUCGUCUUUGACUAGACGUAUUUCGACUGGGGGAGGUAGAGGAAAGAUUGAUAAGAAGAAUCGUAAUUAUCACUCGAAGUAUUGGAGCUACACUGAUCAGGAGAGCUACCGCUGCAAUGCCAAGUCGUGUGGCGCGGAAUUUAGCUCCGCCAAUGCCGUCCGUCUGCACUGGAACGCGAAUCACGAGUUGGCACCGAUUGAGAAUCGCGCCGCCCCAUCGACCUCAAUAGUCCGUGCUCCAGCCUCGCGUAAGCGUGCCGCCGGAGGAGGCGCCCGUCGUUCGGCCUCUGGAAACCGUUCUGGUACCAGGAGACAGAGAUGCAAUCGUGACGGAUGCACCAAAUAUUUCAUGUCCAAAAAAGCGCUCGAAAAUCAUAUCCAGGUGCUUCAUGCUGAUCAGGAGGAAGAGCAGGGAGGCUUGGAUCAGCACAGCGAUGACGAGGAGUUUGAGCACCAGCACGUGGUGGCUUCAGAUGAUACCGAGCACGGCGAUGAGCAGCAUGAGCAGGAGCUUCACAGAGGAGACGAGUAUGACCAGGAGGAGGAAGAGGAGGAGGACUUGCAGCUCGGACAAGAGGCUCAAAUUGCCUGA